AUGCCUCGUGUACGCAAGGGUGCUGCUAGAGCACAACAACGGAAAAGAAUUCUUCGUCAAGCACGCGGUUACUUUGGCAGCAAGUCGCGCCACAAGUACCAAGCAAAGAUCGCUGUCCGCCGUGCGGGCUGCUACGCGUACCGCGACCGUCGCGCACGCAAGCGUGAGAUGCGUGCUCUCUGGAUCACUCGUAUCACCGCGGCAUGCAAGAUGCGUGGCACGCGUUACUCGCUGUUCAUCAACGGGCUCAAGAUGUCAGGCAAUAACCUGAAUCGCAAGAUGCUCUCGCAGAUCGCGAUCGAGGAUCCGAAACUCUUUGAUCGUCUCGUUGAGCAAGCGACCGCGGCAUCCAAAGCGGAGAUACGCGACAUGGCGGGAUGGUGGCUGUCAGAUCUUUGGUCGAGCCCGAAUGGGCAGGUCAUGGUUGUGUCAUGGCUGGUCUGGGUUAUCGUCUCCAUCACACUCCAUGAACUCGCUCAUGGCUGGACUGCAGUCAAGCUUGGUGACGACACGCCGAUCCGAAGCGGUCAUAUGACCUGGAAUCCAAUGGUUCACAUGGGUCCUUACUCAUUGAUCGUGUUGCUGCUGUUGGGUAUUGCAUGGGGCGCCAUGCCGGUGGAUCCGAGUCGAUUGCGGGGCAAACAUGCGGACACACUUGUGACCAUUGCUGGACCGCUGAUGAACUUAGCGCUGGGAUUGAUCACGCUAUUCCUGCUGAUCUUCUGGUUGCCACUGGCCGAGGGGCAGAUCAUUUCCGCUGCAAACAUCCAGGAUCCCCUCAAAUCCAAUCUUCAGAUUUUCCUCGGCACAGGUGCACUCUUGAACUUUGUGUUGAUGUUGUUCAAUCUGCUCCCUGUUCCCCCGCUCGAUGGUGGACGGAUCUUAAUGAACCUCUGGAAGCCGUUCCGUAAUCUGAUGCUGUCAGAGAAUGGGCAGUGGUUCGGAUUCGGUAUCUUCAUUCUCUUCUUUGUGUUCGGCGCAGACAUUCUUUUUGGUUUGUCCAACGCGUUUGUCUUCGGGAUCACCGAUGAGAGUCCAAUGAAGUAUGUGAUCAUCAUCCCUGAUGGCGGAGCGGACAAGCCGCUUGAGGAGCUUGGUGGAUUGACUCCGUUUGAAUCUGCGGAGAUGCCCAAUCUCGAUCGAUUAGCAAAGAUGGGACGCGUGGGCACGGCGAAGACCACACCCAAAGGCUUCGGGGCAGGCUCUGAUGUCUGCACAAUGGAUCUGCUUGGGUAUGACCCCGGCAAGUAUCACACCGGCAGAGCGCCGCUCGAAGCUGCGGCAAUCGACGUAGAGUCCGGCGAGAGUGAUUGGAUCUUCAGGCUCAAUCUGGUGACUGUAGGAGAAGAAGGCACGGAUCAAGCCGGACUGAUUCUUGACCAUUCCGCUGGUGGUAUUCCAGAUUCUGAGGCACGCGUGCUUCUUGAAGGACUGUCCGCGUUUUGGACUGAGCAAGUUCCUGAACUCGCGAAGGACUUCGUGCUCACUCCUGGGGUGAGUUAUCGAUCAAUCCUCGUGGAUCGUUCGGAUCGUGCGUAUUCGAGUGUUGAAUGCACUCCUCCGCACGAGAUUCCGGAUCGUCCUUGGGAGCCGGCGCUCCCGAAUGGAGGGAUGAGGAAUGAAGGGGCUGUGCUGAGCACACUGAUCAAGCUCUCGCAUGAGUACCUCAAAGAUCACGAGGUCAAUCUCGCUCGAGUUGAGCAAGGAUUGCGUCCGGCGAACUGUGCAUGGAUCUGGGGGCAGGGGACCAAACCAGUUCUGCCGAGCUUUGAAUCCAGGUUUGGCCUAAUAGGAGGAAUGAUCACCUCGGUGGAUCUGCUCGCAGGGAUUGCCAAGUUGAUCGGAUGGGAUCUGAUCGAAUGUCCGGGCUUGACGAGCUAUCACGACACGGAUUACACGAUGCAGGGGAAGGUGACCAUCGAUUCCCUCAAUAAAUACGACAUCGUUUGUUGUCAUGUGGAAGCUCCAGACGAGGCUUCGCAUCAAGCGGACUUUGUCACGAAAGUUGCAUCACUCGAAGCGAUUGAUCGCGAGAUCAUUGGGCCUGUGAUGGAUGCGAUUGUGCGAUACGGCGAUCCCGACACCGAUCCAAACGCUCAGGGCUGGAGAGUGCUCGUCAUGCCUGAUCACUACACGCUGUGCUCAACACGAAAGCACGACGCGACUCCUGUGCCAUUCGCAAUGGCGGGGGCUUGGGUGCGUUCCGUCGUCCCACGGGUACUCACGGAAAAGGAAGCGGAGCAGGCUGAUCUCCAUAUCGAUCCGGGCUCGGACUUGAUGGAGUAUUUCCUUCACUCAGGAUUGGUGCGUCAAGAUACUCAAUAG
This is a messenger RNA of Symbiodinium sp. CCMP2592, 2325 nucleotides long. Lineage: Eukaryota; Dinophyceae; Suessiales; Symbiodiniaceae. The record is from the annotation of a GenBank genome assembly.